Notodromas monacha is the source of this 3444-nucleotide messenger RNA. The record is from the annotation of a GenBank genome assembly. NCBI's taxonomy places the organism in Eukaryota, Metazoa, Arthropoda, Ostracoda, Podocopida, Cyprididae.
AUGGCAAAGAAGCACAGUCGACGUGGUGAAUACGAUGCAAUCGACAGUGAAGAUGAAUGGUUGAAUUCACAACUUCAUCGCGCCAGUGAGAACGCCGGUCCCAAAAAAACGUCAGAUUCUCGUGAAAUGGGGACUUCCUCUGGGCUAUCGCCGAGCAAUCCUAAGCAUGGACAACCGAAGGAGUCUAGGAAAAGCCGUCAUCGCGAAAGGAACACAGGUGAUCGGCGUCGUGUAAAACCAUUGUCUGAUGCAUUUGAGGCUUACAAGAAAGAGAAAGAAAGGUAUGAUGCGUAUGAGGUUGAAUAUAAAGAGCGUUUGGAAGCAGUUGCUGCGAUGUGGGGGAAGUUUGAUCAAAGCACGUUUGAAGACCACCCUGCCUACCAAACUGAGUGGAAGAACUUCUACAGAAGAAAGUCGAUCGAGCUCAAGAAGCAGAACAUUGACCCUCGCACCUAUGAUUUCAUCCCUGAGUGGAGAGUGGCAUGGAUUGAAAAGAGUGUGCCUGCGUUGCGUCAAAGUGAUGAUGAGGGAGCAAAGACCAAAGCUUAUGCGGCUCUCCGAUUUUCACGCACUCCCGAGCCUCCGAAUCUUACAGAACCUCUGGCUACAUCCCCAGUGUCAUCUGACGAAUCUUCUGGCUCCAUUUCCUUGGAGAGAUCUCCACGUCCUGCUAUCGUGGAUAAGAACUCUCGCGGCGCCCAAUAUCAAUCAUCUUCCCGGGCAAUAUCGUCUGUUGAGCGACAGAAUCGUGUGAACCGGUCGCCGGGAAGAAAUUCGAAACAUGUUCAUAACCGUGGUAAUUCUUCGUCACCACGGAAACCCCACUCUCGUUCACGAAAAGACCGGUCGCAUUCGCGGUCGCCGAGAAACCGGCGAUUUUCCUCAAGAUCUCCAUCUCCAGUAAAAAGGUCCGAACGGAAAACGUCAAGCUCACGUGUGUCGACUUCGCGUUCUCCUUUGGGUCGGGACCGAGUCAAGAGUCCACGGACUGUCUCCAAACCUCGGACGAAAAGUCCACCAAACGAGAGGGUAGUGGUUCCGGUAUCGUCAAAGGUGACGCUUGGAGCAGGAUCGUCGAAUUCUUCGAAGGGCCCUGAAAAACCUCCGGCAACAACCCAAAAAGCGAAACCAGAUAUUGUUGAGAUUGAUCUGGACUCCUCCCCAGAGAGGGAACCUGCUGCGGUUGAAUCGCCACCUGCAACAAAACAAGCCGUCGAUAAGGCAGAUAUGCCAUUCGGAGCACGACUUUUGGCUGCCUUAGCACAGCUGAACUUUUACUCGAAAGAAAUCACGCUCUACGGCAUGCGCCUCACAGAAGCGUUAGAAAAAGCAAUUAAAGUGAAAACGGCUGAUGGUGACGAAGCGUGCAUUGUUGCUAUGUGGAAUCGUAGUUUCAGGAAGCUGCUGCUGCUAGCAAAGGCGCAGCUCCAAGGCAGAAUAGAUAUUGGACUGCUGAACGAAGGUGAAAUUCCUGUUGCCAGUCAGACCAUAGAAGCCGUCGAAGAUCUGUUGAAACGUGGGGAAUCCGUGCAGUUUUCCGGAGAGCCCGGUAAGGAAAGGUCGGCUGUCGCAUCAACUAUAAUUCAAGGCGUUAAACCGUCUUCGACUUCGAAUGAGUUGAUGAAGAAGGGCAUUGAAGGGCAACCACCGCUCAAGAAAGUGCUGGAUGAGAUCAAGGCUCGUUCUGAAGCUAUGGCCGCUGCACCGCGAACAGCAAAAGAUGACGUUGGUUCAAGCGCUGCGGAAGAUCUAUCUGAUGAAGCCCUGGAUUCCUAUUCGCCGAAUUCAUUCUACCAAAAGUUUCUCAAACCCUUUCAAGGAAUGCAAAAUGAAACUAGGAGACGCAUUGUUGACUACUUGAAACAUAUUGAAAUGGGAAACCGAGCCCGACACAACGCGAUCAGCGUAUUUGUGAGAGAAGCACGACCGUCGGUUGAUCCAUCUACCCGGAAGGUAACUGAGCCGAGAAACUUGAACCAAAAUGCAGCUGGUGAGGUAUCUGAUCCCUGCCUUUCCUCUGAGAACUCGUCGAAAAAUUCAUCAGGAGGUGGAUUUGCGCCUGUUAGAUCGACUGAUAUUCGACAGGAAGGGAGUUCCGCAGCUUCACAUGGUGACUCCUCCGACGAUGGGUUUGGGUGCAUAUGUAGAAAGGAAGGCGGAAAAAUGUCCGCCUCGCGUAAUUACCGUCAGGCUGCUAAUCAGCUUUUGGAAAAAUUGAGCAGAAGUGACGUUGAAAGUUUGGUUGCGGAAGCUGCAAAAAAGUUUUCUCUGCCAAAGCUGGGAUUUGAAAUCGUUACUACUGAUGCGGACGACGUUGCUGAUGGAGUUCCCGAAGUCGGAGAAGUCGUAAACUCGAAGAAUCCUGCGGCGAAUAAAAUUUGCCCGUCGGAGGUUCCGCUUGAUGAUAUUCCGGCUGUUGCUACUCGUGAGGCAUCAUCUGCUAAUGAGCAAGUGGAUAUUUGCGAUCUGAAACGUCAGUAUGGCGCCGUUCUGCAAAAAUUGGAGCGUCAUUAUACGAAAGGAAAACUUUGCGUGAUGAGGCGGGACGUAGAUCUUAUGAAAGCGUGGUGGAAGACGAAUCGUGGCACGAAGAAGCCGGAAGGCGUAAUGUCUGUUCCCGGCUUAUCCCCGACUGCACAAAAUAUUGAAGUUAUGAAACUGCUCAUGUCUUUGAUGAAAGUCGAAAUCAACGUUUUGCGUCGAGUGGUCAACCUCGGCAAGGAAUUUGACGAAUUCAUUGAACGCGUUCAGAAGUCAUUCUCAGCCACGUUGGCGUUACGCGAAUCAUUGGGGAACAAAGCGAAAGACAAUCCUGAAUGGUUGACGAGACGAGGAAAGCUGAAAGCUGAUUGUGAUCAAUUACGUGACAUGUUGGACGAAAAUAUUGUACCGGGCCCGAUGGUUGCUGGAACGGAAGAAACCCUGGAGAUGAUCGAGGAUUUCUUAGAGAUGGAAGAAAAAAUACCAGAGCUUUUCAAUGGCGACUCCAUAACUGACGAAGAGCUUCUAAGCUUAGACGUGGAAACCAGAGCUAGGAAAAAGGUAGAAAAGCCUUUGUUGGAAGCCUUGAAGUUUCUUGCCAAAGCCCACAGGUACGCGGAUUGCCAAAUGGAUUCCGAAGAACUGAAAAACAUGAUUGCAUCGAUUGCCAUGGUAAAUUGGAAAUCCGUCAAGUCUUGCUUCGGAGAAAAUGCAGACGUGGACGUCGCCAAGCUGAAGCUUAGAAAGGCCGAAAACUUUGAUUCGUACACCCCGGCGCAAUUUGUUGACAAAUUUCUGAAACCCCUCGAUGAUUAUUCGUUGAAGUGCCAAGAAAAGCUUUUGGAAUACGUGCUGUCAUUGGAAGAAAAUGACAAGCAGCGGUGCCGAGAAAUCAAUGAACUGUAUCUUGCGGUUGUUGUUGAAGAUUACGAAGAAUCCCCGGAGGAGUCUCUGAAUACCUGA